Messenger RNA from Lachancea thermotolerans CBS 6340, 2082 nucleotides. It is a transcript of the gene CTF3, whose product is annotated as Ctf3p. Gene Ontology annotation, cellular component: kinetochore. Bases 1 to 2082 code for a protein of 693 amino acids. The record is from RefSeq and is a predicted model, not a curated record. NCBI's taxonomy places the organism in Eukaryota, Fungi, Ascomycota, Saccharomycetes, Saccharomycetales, Saccharomycetaceae. The transcript has a single exon.
AUGAAUACAGUGGAUGAAUCAUUCAAGGAGCUUAUCAGCUACUCUAAACAUUCUCCACUCGAGGUUAGUGCAUGUCUUUCAAGGAUUCACUCUACCGUUUGUACGGAAGGUGUAUCGGCAAGUGUACUGGACGAUGUGAUUGUCUUUUUGUGCGAGUCUCCACUGAUUUCUGUUUCCACAAAGGUCUACCUCAUACAUGAAGCGCUGUUGCCUAACGGGCCAGUUCAAAGCUCGACAGUUUUCACGAUUUUAAGUCAUCUGGGUGUUCGGUCCUUUACAAACCCACAUAAACGGGAAACUCAUCCAGACAUUCAGAUUGAGCUUUGCAAAUGGCUUGUUCAGGUAUAUGUACUAGUGGAUGACGUUACGGUCUUUUCAAAAACGUAUUCAAUAUGGUUCCAGCUCUGGCAGUUUGAUUACCUACAAAAAUGGGUUACCUAUUUACUGUUUUGGACGACAACAGCAGAGGCAGUUCGGCCUUGGAGGAUACAGUGGCUACUUGAGACAAGCCUCAAUACUGGUUACUCAAACUCCAAGGCGCUGGCUACACUAUUACUUGAGAAAUUUAACAUUGCCAGACCAAGCCAAGCUAUAGUUGAUGCCAUUUCUUCUGUCCACUGCAACAGACGUAGACUCAAGAGCUUGGAGUUCGAUUCAUAUGAUGAGAGCUUUUUAUCAAAUUGGAGUAAAGUGCUGGACCAUUCUAGGUGUAUCUCAAUGCCGGCAUUCUUUGAUCUAAUAAGCGAUCAUCGAUCACAGAUUCACUUAGUUGCCACGGAGUCGAAAACUGAGAGGCUUCAGCUGUCUCAGGCGGUUCCACUGAAUGGAGUCGAAACAGUUGAAAAGCUUGUUAGCUCCUAUUACAACAUCACCCCUCCAAAAAAUGUCGAGGAAGUAUUGCCCAAUGGCGACCGCACAGUCAUGAUAUACUUGGCAUUACUGGAACGUAGAAACCCAUUUUGGGAUCGCUGUCUAAAGUGGUGUGAGCUAAGGCUAAAAUCUGAGGUUUUCGCCAGCAGGAACGACCCGGAGAGGACCCUGGAAACGAUGAAAAUUGUAAUGCUCACGCUCGCUUUGUAUCAAACUGACCCUUCGAUAUCUGAUGAGGUUAGAGCUGAGAAUAGGAUUACAAAUCUUCUGAGACAAAUGGCUACUCAAAGCCGUUUUUCUUAUAUUGCUUUGCUUUUGGCGCCCCCCAUGACAUAUGUUGAGACAACGAUGGCUAGGGAAUUGACAGAACGCUUGAAGUUGGGGUCAAAAUUAAGUGCCUUUUACGAAAGGUGCAGACAUAUGCUUUACUUCUUAUGGGCCUCAAUUGGUACGCUAGUUGAUAAGUCAUUGUUACGAAAGCUUUCAUCUGACUUCGAGGAAACGUUGCGCCUAAUUAAUGAGGACUUGUCCUCAUGCUCAUCAAACCGGCAUGUAAAUAUGACUCUGCGACUACUAAUCAAGGUGUUUUCAUUUAUCCUGCUUCGGUACAAGCAUAUGCCUGACUGGGACAUAACUUCUUUUUACAAGCUUCUCGAAGUACUAAUUAUUACGAAUGAUCCCUUAGCAUUGUGUUCAAUUGUUGAAUUCUUCUCGAAGGCAAGAGAGUAUGUUCAGGAGCAUAGCAAAGAUCGGUCGCUUGUUGAAAUUCAUAACAAUGCUGUACUUGAUGUCACAAAUUAUCUUUGGAGAAACAAAUUUAAAAACAACGCUAGUUUUAUUGGCGUUCCUUCUGAUUUUAUUCAAAAGAUCAUAGAAAGCCUAUAUUCAGAAGAUUCAGAGAUGAGCCUUAAGUCUUGGUUAACAAUUACAAGUAUCCCUGCAACAUCCUACUGCUCCCUUCAGAUUUUGAGAAGUUUCGAGAGAGCAACCGCUAGCAAAAUUUCUUUCACCCGCCUUUUGACAGAUAAAAGUUACGAAGCCUUCAAAAAGCAAGUAUCUUCGGAAGACUGGCUUGAUACAAUCCCAACUUAUUACGACUUAAAGUUAACUAUCCUCGCUCGGAUGCGGUUCGAUAGAACUUAUCAAAAUAUUCCCGAGUUUUUAUUUACCUUUUUGAGAAGCCUUACGGGAACCCAAAAAUCGAUUCAGUAG